CACAAGGCAGAAGGCAGAAACAAGCAAGUUAGAAAGCCUCUCCGACCUAAGUGUGUGUUGUGUUCGAGAAUCUAGGAAAGAUGUUUGGGAUAUUGAACAGGGGUCACAGGAUAAAGGGGACAGUGGUGUUGAUGACGAAGAACGUGUUUGACUUUAAUGAAUUUGUGUCGAGUACGAGGGGUGGAAUAGUUGGUGCUGCUGGAGGUCUCUUUGGUGCUGCAACUGACAUUGUUGGAGGAAUAGUUGAUGGUGCCACCGCCAUCUUCAGCCGCAACAUUGCCAUUCAGCUGAUCAGUGCAACCAAAACUGAUGGGCUUGGAAAUGGAAAGGUUGGAAAACAAACCUUUUUGGAGAAGCAUCUUCCUUCGUUACCAAACUUGGGAGAUAGACAAGAUGCAUUCAAUGUUUAUUUUGAAUGGGAUGAGAGUUUUGGAAUUCCAGGAGCAUUUUACAUCAAAAACUUUAUGCAAUCUGAGUUUUUUCUUGUCAGUCUCACUCUUGAAGACAUUCCAAAUCAUGGAACCAUUCGCUUUGUUUGCAACUCAUGGGUUUACAACGCUAAAUCUUACCAAAAGGAUCGCAUUUUCUUUGUUAACAAGACAUAUCUUCCAAAUGAAACUCCAACUUCACUGGUAAAGUACAGAAAAGAAGAACUGGACAAUCUUAGAGGAGAUGGAAAAGGGGAGCGCAAGGAAUAUGACAGAAUCUAUGACUAUGAUGUUUACAAUGAUUUGGGCAACCCAGACAAUAACAAGAGCCUAGCUCGUCCUGUUCUUGGAGGGUCUAGUGAUUUUCCAUACCCUCGCAGGGGAAGAACUGGUAGAAAAUCAACAAGAACAGAGCGUAACUGUGAGGUACCAACCAGUGACACCUACAUUCCAAGAGAUGAAAACUUUGGUCAUUUGAAGUCAUCAGACUUCCUUACAUACGCAAUAAAGUCCUUAACUCAAAACGUGCUACCUACAUUUCAAAAAGCAUUCGGUUUCAACAAUGAGUUUGAUACAUUUGAAGACGUGCGUGGACUCUUUGAAGGUGGAGUUUAUCUCCCUACAGAUGUAAUCAGCAAAAUUAGCCCCAUACCAGUGCUUAAGGAAAUCUUCCGCACUGAUGGUGAGCAAGUUCUCAAGUUUCCACCACCUCAUGUCAUCAGAGUUAGUAAGUCUGCAUGGAUGACUGAUGAAGAAUUUGGAAGAGAGAUGUUGGCUGGUGUAAAUCCUUGCCUAAUUCAACGCCUUCAAGAGUUCCCUCCAAAAAGCAAGUUAGAUGUUACAAGGUAUGGUGAUCAAACUAGUACAAUAACUAAAGAACACUUGGAGAUCAACCUUGGUGGAUUUACAGUGGAACAGGCACUGAAGGGUAACAGAUUGUUCUUAUUAGAUCAUCAUGAUGCAUUCAUACCGUAUUUAGAAAGGAUCAAUGACCUUCCCACUGCAAAGUGUUACGCCACAAGAACUAUACUUUUCUUGAAAGAUGACAACACAUUGAAGCCACUGGCCAUUGAAUUAAGUUUGCCAAAUCCUGGGGGAAAGGGUGUCAAUAGUAGAGUCAUCUUGCCUGCAGAACAAGGCGCCGAAAGCACAAUUUGGCUACUUGCAAAGGCUUAUGUUGUUGUAAAUGACUCCUGCUACCAUCAACUCAUGAGCCAUUGGUUGAAUACUCAUGCCGUGAUGGAGCCGUUUGUGAUAGCAACAAACAGACAUUUGAGUGUGCUCCACCCUAUUCAUAAACUCUUGUUGCCUCAUUAUCGUGACACUAUGAAUAUCAAUGGCCUUGCACGACAAUCGCUCAUCAACGCAGGUGGUGUUAUUGAGAGAUCGUUUUUGCCUGGCAAAUUUGCUGUAGAGAUGUCUUCAGCAGUUUACAAGAAUUGGGUUUUCACUGAUCAAGCCCUUCCGGCAGAUCUUAUCAAGAGAGGAAUGGCAGUUGAAGAUCCAUCCUCUCCCUAUGGCCUCCGGCUUGUGGUAGAGGACUACCCUUAUGCUGUUGAUGGACUAGAAAUAUGGGAUACUAUUCAAACUUGGGUUAAAGACUAUGUCUCCCUGUAUUAUCCCACAAAUGAUGCAGUUAAGAAAGACACUGAACUCCAAGCUUGGUGGAAGGAAGCUGUUGAGAAAGGUCAUGGUGACUUGAAAGAUAAGCCAUGGUGGCCAAAGUUGAACACUCCUCAAGAUUUGAUUCACACUUGCUCCAUUAUUAUAUGGAUUGCUUCAGCUCUUCAUGCAGCUGUGAAUUUUGGACAAUAUCCUUACGGAGGAUUCAUCCUAAACCGGCCUACUAUAACCAGAAGAUUGCUGCCUGAACCAGGAACCAAAGAAUAUGAUGAACUGACCAAAAAUUACCAAAAGGCUUAUUUGAGAACAGUUACAGGGAAGGUUGAGGCCCUUGUGGAUCUUUCAGUGAUAGAGAUAUUGUCAAGACAUGCUUCUGAUGAGGUCUAUCUUGGAGAGAGGGACAAUCCAAAUUGGACUGAUGACAAAAAAGCACUUCAAGCUUUUCAAAAGUUUGGAGAAAAGCUGAAGGUAAUUGAAGAUAAAAUCGUGGGGAGGAACAAAGAUUCAAGUCUUAGAAACCGUAAUGGACCAGUUCAGAUGCCUUACACUUUGCUUCUUCCUAGCUGUGAAGAUGAAGGUCUCACUUUCAGAGGAAUUCCCAACAGUAUCUCUAUCUAAUGACUUUGUCUACGUGUUGUUCUCUUUCCUUAAUAAGAAAUAAAUAUGCAAGCUUGUCUAGCUGGCAUGACUGUCUUCUACAUACAUUCAUAAGUGCUGUAUCGGAUUUUAUCAGUUUUAGUAUUUGGUACUGUCAUCCUUCAGUUCUUAUCAUGUUGCAAGUUUCUUAUCCUACCUAUGAAUAUGAAAGAUUAUAUGAUCUAA
Molecule: messenger RNA, 2873 nt
Organism: Vigna angularis (adzuki bean)
Lineage: Eukaryota; Viridiplantae; Streptophyta; Magnoliopsida; Fabales; Fabaceae
Product: linoleate 9S-lipoxygenase 1
Exons: 9
Coding region: 81-2669 (862 amino acids)
Biological process (GO): lipid oxidation
Molecular function (GO): oxidoreductase activity, acting on single donors with incorporation of molecular oxygen, incorporation of two atoms of oxygen; protein binding; metal ion binding
Source: RefSeq, a predicted model, not a curated record